Molecule: messenger RNA, 1863 nt
Organism: Angiostrongylus costaricensis
Lineage: Eukaryota; Metazoa; Nematoda; Chromadorea; Rhabditida; Metastrongylidae
Source: the annotation of a GenBank genome assembly
AUGGAAUUUGAUCCUCUUCCUAUUUUUGACGAUCUGCGUUAUUCGAUUGAUGAACGCUAUUCCGCACCACGCCAGCUCUUUCUGAAAGGAGACAAGUCCAAUGAGUUCUCAUUGAUUGUUGCGAAUGUUCCUGCCUACUUGCCUAAAGGCCAGCUAACAUUAUCGGUGCUCUUUAAAGAACCGCGUGGCGUUAGCUCAGCUCUUGCAAAAUGUCAAAGUGUCGGUCCUUACAGAGUUUGUGAUUUCUGCAAAGUAGAGAUGCCAUCAGUCCUGCAGAAUUCGGUAGAGUCAUACCGAAAAUUGUUUCAUUCACCGGAGGAAAUUGAGAAGUCUGUUGCUGACUUCAUAAAAAAACAAGAUGAAGAAGUGCAAGAGACAAAACGUCUUGCGAAACGAAAGUUCACUGAACCUGACGAAGAUGGUUGGAUAACGGUAACAAAAGCUGCGAAGAAGGUUGGCAAGCCGUUAAAAUUAAAGAAGAACGAGGUACCACUCAUGGGUGGACUAAGGAAGAGAAAGAAUCACGUGGAUUUGGCGUUUUACUCAUUUGAUAAGAAAAAUGCGAGGGAGAAAAAGGUUUCGGAAAAAUCAUGGCAACAACGAGUGCUCGAGGAGUAUGAGGGGGAUAAGGCGAUGUCCAUCUAUGUUUUAUCUGAGCUUUCUGACUUUCCUGAACAGUUUUUGGCACUCAGAAUUCAGCGCUUUGAUCAGUGUCGAAUUGUGCUUGGUUCUAACGCGAACGGUCAGGAUUCGUACAUCAAUGCUUCACCGGUUUCUAUUAGACGAGCACAUAGAAACUACAUACUCGCACAGGGACCACUAGAGAACACUUGCAAUGAUUUUUGGCAGAUGGUAUGGGAACAAAAGGUACCAGCAGUGAUCAUGCUUAACAGAAUCGUGGAAAACGGUCGCGAUAAAUGUGCCACCUACUUUCCAUUAGAAACUGGACAUAAGGUCGAGUUCAACGACUUCGCCGUUGAAUUAGAAAAAGAGGAGCAGCAUCAGAACUUUGUUGUGAGAAAACUCCUCCUGAAAAAGAUUAGCGAGGAAGACGCUUCUGGACGAGCAGUCCUACACGUGCAAUACACGGAAUGGCCGGAUUUUGGUGUUCCUGCGUCGACUAGAUGUUUUCUCAAUAUGCUUAACUUUAUUAAAGAUCAGAAUGUGCUCAGUACGUUUGAUGGCGAGCCACCUUGUGUCGUACACUGUUCCGCCGGCAUCGGGCGAUCAGGGACGUUUAUCAUUGUGGACGGAGUUUUACGCAUGAUUGAACUCGGCAUACCUGACUCCGAAAUUUCUCUCAAUGAUCUGCUUGUGGAUCUCAGAUGUCAACGUUUUGGGUUGAUUCAAACACCGCAACAGCUUAUGUUCAGUUGGCAUGCCAUUAUUGAUGCUCUCCAACAACGGAAUGUAAGGGUUUCGCAUAAAUUCCCCUCAAAUUCUGCCAUCAAUGGAGCCGAUUUGGACGCGAAUGCGUCUGAAGAUAAACCUUCGUCGAUUGACAGAAAAGGUAAACGAAAAACUGACGAGAAGGAAGAGGACUGUGUUGAUGACCGCUUGGCAAAGAGACGUGAAAUGGUGGCUCGUAUGGUGGCUCGUAGCCGUGAAUCGGAAGCCGUGCGUCGAGGUGUUCUAGGAAAUCUCUCUAACCAACUGGGAAUCAGUCGUAGUUCGUUGUUCGCAGCUAGUGGUGCCCUUAUUUUCGCAGUAGUAGUCGGCUAUUACGUUGAUGGUUCACCGGAUGAUACUGUACAGGUUUUGCGGUUCAGUCCCAAUACGAACGAAAAACCGUUGUUAGCGGCAGGAAGUUGGGAUGGCGUGAGUAUGAUGAGCUUUCGGUUUCCACUUAUGUGUUUGUGCUAA